Messenger RNA from Daldinia childiae, 1656 nucleotides. RefSeq lists its product as uncharacterized. The record is from RefSeq and is a predicted model, not a curated record. Lineage: Eukaryota; Fungi; Ascomycota; Sordariomycetes; Xylariales; Hypoxylaceae. The coding region runs from base 1 to 1656 and encodes 551 amino acids. The transcript has 3 exons.
AUGAGCGAUCCCAGUAAGAAGUUAUUGGACGAGUUCCGGUCUCUCAUUGAUGAGACUACUAUUCUGUCCAUCUCUAGUGACUAUGACUUGGAAGAUCCUAAGGGAUUUGCUGCUGCGCGACAAGUCCUAUUAGCAAUUUCUGAGCAUGUGGAAGCGGAAGAAGCUACUGGCUUCAAUCCGAGCGGUCUGGGUGUCGAUGAUAUUGUAGACAUCAAUCCCUCAACCCAGGAUGAUGAUGCGGAGGCCGCUGGCGCAACUAGUAGCGACAUGAAGAGCGUUGACGGCUUCACUGUCACAACAGAGAAUUCCAUACCCCCAAGUCUUGUAUCCUCGGGGUCGUCGAAAACGUCCACCCUUGAGAACCCCGGGUUUCCCCAAGUAGACAUCUUUGACGGCCUUACGGACAGCGAGAAGGAAGAGCAGCUCACUCAGAUGUUCGUCUCCCUUAAGUCCAUCGAUGUGAAGCUGUGUCUGCAGAAGUCAAAGGGUAAUGCGAGCCUCGCUAUUGACGAACUCCUCAACCUCCAAUGGCUCGAGCAGACCGGUCAACGUCCUAAAGGGGUCGAUGGCUUUUAUGUAUCUGAUGAUGACAACAUUCCGAAUAGGAGGAAGAAGAAGGGCAGAAAGAAGAAGAAAGUGGCUAAGGUGACGUCACCCAAGCAUGCCGGUUUGGAAAAUGCAUUUCAAGAAGCAAGCGACGGCGAUACUAUACAGAGCGCGGAGAAUAUUGCACUCAUAUCUGAUAAACUUAAUCUACCAUCUUCAGAGGUAACAAGCAUCUACCAACAUCAUAACGCCUCCCUCGGAGCUACUAUAGUCAAAAUUCUAGACAAUUACAUCGUUGUGGGCAUACCAUCGUCAGAUCCCCAUUUACUGUCUGACGUCCAGAAGGAGAUGGGUAGAUUUCCUUGGGUACCUUAUGAAUAUGUCAAGGCCACUUUCGAGAUCUGCUCAACGCACAGCGAUACUAUAAGCAUUAUCCAUGUAUUAGCAGAUCACUUUGAGAAGCCGACAUACUUGAAAUACGAUGUACCGUACAGUGUGGUAGCGUCAGGCUCCGAGGAAAUUGAUAUGCCUGAACCUACAAAAGCAUCGAAUUCGUGGCAAUCACCAAGAUCUCCUACAGCCAUCCGCUCGCCAACAAUUGAUCUACCCAUACGGGCUUCAACCCGCCCAGGGAAUCUUCAAGCUGCCGCAUCUGUCUCGAAGACAAUUGCCGAGUCAAGAAACCACUCAUUCUCGUCAGCUACAUCAGCCUUCAAGAAGGGCAGAUCCGACCCUCUAUUUAGACAAGCCGGCGCGUACUACGUUGAACGUGCCCAGCAGCAAUCCAUGAGCUACCGGCAAGCUAAUAGUGUCGAAGCGAACCUCCAUGUCGAUCGACAGAGCACAGAAUACACGAUCGAUCUCCACGGCGUCACGGUGCAGGAUGGCAUCGAUAUUGCCCUGGAUCGAGUAUCAAGAUGGUGGCGAAGCCUCGGUGAGGAGCGAGUGCGGAAAGCGAAGACGCAGGGGCUUACCGUCGUUACUGGCAUUGGUAAACACUCUUCGGGUGGGAAGUCGCCGUUGCGUAUUAACGUUAUUAAGGCGCUCGUUGCUGAUGGUUGGAAAGUUGAGAUACAAACUGGUUCGUGCCUCAUCACGGGAAGACAAUAG